AUGGGAAAUGUAGUUUAUUUGUAGUGGAAGCGCCUCCUCCUGCCAGCCUAGCGACUGUGCACUUUGCCAUGUGGAGUAUGAAUUACAUUUAGAAAUAUCUCAAGCUAGUUGUUAAAGCGAUCUGGAAUAAUGUCGUUCAGCUUCAGUUUUGAUGUUGAGUCCCAAACUAGAGAUUUGGACGUUUGCAACGAUUUGCAAAAGAAGGAAAAACAUAGCGUUAAGCCUGCUAAACAUGUUGAAGACAAACCCAAACCAGUCGAACAUAUAAAAGAGGCAAAAGAGCACCCAGUCCCAAAUGAUCCACAUUUUCUCCUCAUCGAUGCUGUGCCUGAAACUGUUCAGAUUGGGACUCUUCCUCCUCUGCACUUCCUAAAUGAGACAGUGUUUGAGAAGACAGCCUCAGAGAGAGAUGAUGAGGAAAAGAUCCUGUCCCGUACAUUGAAGCAGAAGUCUGAUCUCAUCUCUGGCGUUUAUGAGGGGGGACUGAAAGUUUGGGAGUGCACUUAUGAUUUGUUAAAAUUGAUUGAAAAAGACAUAGAGACAUUUGGGGGAAAGGUGGUUUUGGACCUGGGCUGUGGUGCUGGCCUUUUGGGGAUUUUGGCACUUAAGAGAGGAGCCAGGCAGGUCCACUUCCAAGAUUACAACAGUACCGUUAUUGAGCAGCUCACUGUGCCAACUGUAAUACUAAACUGCCACGAAGAUGAUGUAGACAGUGAAGAAGACGAAAAAGGAAAGGGCAAAGGAAAAGGACAGAACAAAACUGAAGGAGCUGAUGUUGACAAAAAGGACCCACAAGAUGGCGACCCACCACAAAAGAAGCGAGCAAUAGACCCAACUCUGCACACGUCAUUAGUAAAAUGUAGAUUCUUCUCAGGUGACUGGAGCAUGUUUCUUGCUUUUCUUAUGAAAGAAACGACACCUCCAAAAUAUGAUAUUAUUUUUACAUCAGAGACUAUUUACAAUACAUCAUACUAUCCAUCCUUACAUGACACCCUACAGAAACUGUUAGCUCCAACAGGUCUGGUUUACCUUGCUACCAAAUCUCACUAUUUUGGAGUUGGUGGCGGACUCCAUCUUUUUGAAACAUUUGUUGAGGAAAGAGGAGUGUUUUCUGUUGAACGUCUUUGGGAUGGAGAGGAGGGACUUCAGCGUCAUAUCGUAGCGCUUAAGUUUAAAAAAGCCAUAUAAUAAGUGUGGUAUGGUAGGAUCAUUGUCAUGUCAUACAUUUAUUUUGAGUGUUUUAAAAGAUGCAAUAAAAUAUGCUAUCUCAAUAUCA
Messenger RNA from Boleophthalmus pectinirostris (great blue-spotted mudskipper), 1276 nucleotides. RefSeq names its product methyltransferase like 18 (gene mettl18). NCBI's taxonomy places the organism in Eukaryota, Metazoa, Chordata, Actinopteri, Gobiiformes, Gobiidae. The record is from RefSeq and is a predicted model, not a curated record. Gene Ontology annotation, molecular function: protein-L-histidine N-tele-methyltransferase activity. The transcript has 2 exons. Bases 130 to 1188 code for a protein of 352 amino acids. Gene Ontology annotation, biological process: peptidyl-histidine methylation, to form tele-methylhistidine.